GCUGGUUGUUCGGUUGAAGAGAGAGCUAGAGAGAGAGGAGGUGGGGCAGUGAGGGACGGGACCACGAAGUAGAGGGUAGAUGCAUCCGUUCGUCGACGGUCUGCCAUCUCCGCUUUUCCUUCGCUGCUCCGGGCGCCGGAUCGCUGCCUGCAGGGGAGCUGCUGUCACGUGUUCUCUUCGUCCGCGGACGCUUCCGUUGGCGAAGGGCGAGUCGCGCGGCCGGGGAGCGGAACAAACGGCGCCUGGCUGACGCCAUUUUGCGAAUGUGACGCCGUUGCUCGUGGCGGUGAAGAGAGAGCCUCCUGACGCCUGAACGAUUUGCGCCGGUCUCUGUCGCUAUCGUGUGGUGUAGCAACGACGUGCCCGUGCCUUGCGUCUCUGUGUCAACCGAUGCACACAUGGCCAUGUCGCAUGAUGCCCUGAUGUACUUCCUUGCCCUAAUACAGCAGCGUCCCGCGUUGUGGGAUGUGUCCAACGAUGAUUACCAGAUACGCCCGCUCAAGCAAUCCCUGUGGGAAGAGAUCACUGCGCAGAUGACACGGAAAUGGCCCUCGUUCGGCCCCUGCAACACAGAGUCGCUGAGGACGCUGUUCGCGAACAAGCGCCGAACGUACCGCCUGGAGAGGAAGAAGAUGCGCGACAAGGGCAUCCCGGAAACGGCCGCAGCCUAUACGGGAAAGUGGCGAUACUUUCGAGUUUUGGACAACUUCUUGAGCGGCGUCAUGCAGACGAAGGCUUCCAGCGAGUCCCUGGAAGAGCAGGAGACAGAAACGGCCCAGGAAGGCUUCGAGGAGGUUCUGCUGCCCGAUGACUAUGGAGACGAGAGCCAGCAGUUCCACAUACUGGGCGGUAGCUCAGUCGCGAGUACCCGCGCAUCGUCACCCGAAGUUGUUCAGUCUCAGCCGGAAAGUUCCAAGCGACGACGUGACCCCGAACCGGCGCCCACGCCAUCGCGCCUGUGGUCGGCUGAAAACUCUAGGCGGCCAGGGGAGCCCGAGUCCAGUACGUCGCCGUACGAAUUGUGGGCGCAAACCCAGUCUCUCGCCAGAAUAGCACGUGCCGUUGAGCAGAGCAUCGAUGCGGAUGACGCAGCGGGACAUUUCGGAAAGACAGUUGCGGCGCUGCUUCGACCGCUAAACGGUAAAAGGCUUGUGAAGUGUCAAGCGGAAAUACUGGCUGUGAUCGAAAAUCAUCUCGUUGAAUGAGGGACGCAUGACCCGUGUUUCAUUUUCAGUUGAUCUGCUACCUCGGAUACUGCGCCCUGUGAACAUGUCAUUUUCUUCGCUCGAGGAUAAUAAAAAGAAAACACGAACUGGGAGAAACCACAAACACA
Dermacentor andersoni is the source of this 1333-nucleotide messenger RNA. RefSeq lists its product as uncharacterized. NCBI's taxonomy places the organism in Eukaryota, Metazoa, Arthropoda, Arachnida, Ixodida, Ixodidae. The record is from RefSeq and is a predicted model, not a curated record.